Acaulospora morrowiae is the source of this 945-nucleotide messenger RNA. The record is from the annotation of a GenBank genome assembly. NCBI's taxonomy places the organism in Eukaryota, Fungi, Glomeromycota, Glomeromycetes, Diversisporales, Acaulosporaceae.
GUUGGGUAUGACUUGAGUAAAGAAACACAUCCAAAUUACGCAAAGUAUUCCCAGAAAUUAGAGGAUGGAUGGAUUUUUGGUCGCAAAGUGGACAAUAGCGACACACAGCUUUCUGAGUUCCGAGAUAAUAUUCCUUCAUUAGCAUUGGGUUUAGUACUAUACUUGAUAUCAAGUCAUCUGUUCAGAAUUUUUUAUUCUUCAAGAUUUCCUGUAAAACUUGCCACGCAACCUCUUAAAAGAGCGUACUUUUUCUUGGGGUUCUCGGCAGCUUUCCUCUAUGUGCUGUUUGGUAAUAGUGUAAUCUUUAUUUUUACAAUAUUGAGCCUGAAUUACGCUAUAUCGAGAACCUUUCAAGGAUCCAUCGCCAAUCCCAUAAUCACUUGGAUAUUUAACCUUUCUGUGUUGUAUCUGAAUGAGACCUACAAAGGUUAUCACUUUAAGAGCAUUGACGAGCAUCUAGCAUUCUUGGAUCGAAAUCGAGGAUUAUUGGCUAGAUGGGAUGUCAACUUUAAUAUAAGCAUGCUGCGACUUGUGUCAUAUAACAUGGAUUAUUAUUGGUCAUUUUAUCCUCCACCAAACUCUCCCGAGAGGAAUGAUAGGGAUCUUGCACCUCUUACAGAAAAGGAUCGGAUUAAUACUUCAUGUUAUAAAGAGGAUUAUAAUUUUAUUUACUAUUUAAGUUAUGUUACAUAUACGCCUUUGUAUCUCGCCGGCCCUAUAAUCACCUACAACAACUUCAUCUCUCAACUAAGAUAUCCUCGGGAAAUUACACUCAAGGAUACAAUUUUAUACGGAAUCAGACUCCUGUUGGCAAUGCUUACCAUGGAAUUCAUGCUUCACUAUAUAUAUGCUGUUGCCAUCAGUAACUCAAAAGCAUGGGAAAAUGAUACACCUUUCGAAUUGGGUUUCAUUGGAAUAUUUAAUUUAUUGUAUGUUUGGUUAAAG